This is a messenger RNA of Patiria miniata (bat star), 1490 nucleotides long. RefSeq names its product AP-4 complex subunit mu-1-like (gene ap4m1). The record is from RefSeq and is a predicted model, not a curated record. Bases 65 to 1408 code for a protein of 447 amino acids. Gene Ontology annotation, cellular component: clathrin adaptor complex; cytoplasmic vesicle; trans-Golgi network. Gene Ontology annotation, biological process: protein targeting; Golgi to lysosome transport. The transcript has 13 exons. Lineage: Eukaryota; Metazoa; Echinodermata; Asteroidea; Valvatida; Asterinidae.
ACAUAGUUAACGUGAUUGUGACUAGCAUGAGUAUAAUUAAUACACAGUCAUCCUGCCACUGGACAUGUUGUCCCAAUUCUUUAUUGUUUCAUCGCGAGGAGAUGUGCUAAUUUAUAAAGACUUCCGAGGGGAUGGACUCCCCAAUGCAGCUGAGCUAUUCCUGGAGAGAUUGAAGCAGGGUAAAGGGGCAGAGCUAGCCCCGGCUGAGGAAUUGGAGGGAGUAUAUUUUAUGCAUGUGAAACGCAACGGUCUGUACUUCGUGUGCACAAGCCGGAGCGACCUGUCCCCAUUCGCUACAUUUGAGUUACUCUCAAGGGUGAGUAGCCUGGUGAAGGAUUACUGUGGAGUAUUGACUGAUGAAGGCAUCAGACGUAACUUUGCCCUGGUCUAUGAGCUGCUAGAUGAAAUAAUAGAUUAUGGCUAUGUUCAGACGACAUCGACCAAAUCCCUCAAGCCCUACAUCCAUAAUGAGGCCGAGGUGGUUAAAGCUGACCAUCUGGCAGACGUGGGGUUCCUCACAUUUGGUCCCGGCCUGUUUGGGACAGAAUUUCGGUUUGCGCCAAGCCAUGCAGCCGAGAAGCCCAUACCUGUAACACCAUCUUCACAGGGUAGCUCUAGGAAUGAGGUGUAUGUGGAUGUUAUUGAGAGAAUGACAGUCAUCAUGGCUGCAAAUGGAUCGCUGAUCAGAAGUGAAGUGAAUGGAAGUCUUCAAAUGAAGACUUUUGUCAUAGGAAGCCCAGAGCUGAAACUUGGUCUGAGUGAAGACCUAGUAAUUGGCAAGACGAGUGAGAUUGGAUAUGGAACAGCAGUACGAUUAGAUCAAGCACAGUUCCAUCCCAGCGUUGACCUGGCCGACUUUGAACACAAGAGGGCGCUAACCAUUCACCCAUCUGAAGGAGAGUGCACCAUUAUGAGGUACAGCAUAACUGGGGAGCUACCUAGCCGACUUCCGUUUCAAGUAUCGGCCGUUACAACAGAGCUUGAAGAAAAACAAUGUCUUGAAGUGCAACUUGAGGUUCAGUGUGACCUUCCUUCCUCCAAUCACGCUGUUGAUGUUGAUGUUCACCUCCCUGUUCCCAAGGCAACCACAGAUGUGAUUGCGAGUACAUCGGCGGCUGGCCAAUCAGCCAAGUACAAACCUCAAGAGAAGAUCUUCACAUGGACCAUCAACAAGUUUCAUGGAGCGUCCAAACUCAAAACGAGAAUCAGAAUUCAACUCUCCCAAUUCCAUCGAGCCACGGUCAGGGAACUCGGCCCCGUAAGCUUUCAGUUUGAAAUCAAGAACUACGUCAGCUCCCACCUGGAAGUGAAAUACAUGAAACUGUUUGACCGUCAGCAUUCCUACGUUCCGUUUCGGUGGGUGCGCUAUGUUACGCUGAGUGAUUCCUACACAAUACGGCUGAGGUGACACUGCACAUGACUUAACAUGAUUAGCAACACUGAUUGUAAUGUUCUGGGGCAAAAUUCAUGGAGUCGCCAAAUGCAGAAAA